Molecule: messenger RNA, 5041 nt
Organism: Galleria mellonella (greater wax moth)
Lineage: Eukaryota; Metazoa; Arthropoda; Insecta; Lepidoptera; Pyralidae
Gene: RanBPM
Product: ran-binding protein 9
Exons: 14
Coding region: 26-1939 (637 amino acids)
Biological process (GO): cytoskeleton organization; cell surface receptor signaling pathway
Cellular component (GO): cytoplasm
Molecular function (GO): protein binding
Source: RefSeq, a predicted model, not a curated record
CUGACAUGAAAUACAGAAAUUAGAAAUGGCUGCGAUAGGUAGUGGACGGGGGACGAUGGAUUCCCAAAAUCAAGUGCAAAGUGAUACUGUAGACCGUUUAAAAUUACUUUAUCCUAACGUAAAUGAAGAUGAAACACCAUUGCCAAGAUCAUGGAGUACCAAGGACAAAUUUAGUUACAUCGGUUUGUCGCAAAACAAUCUUCGAGUCCACUACAAAGGUGGGAUGCAGGGUCCGGGCCGCCGACCCCACCUGCCCUACCUCCACUUACGCCUCUGGAUGUAUCGUCAUGGCAAGACACACAAGGACGCGGCGAGCGUCCGCGCGACGCACCCCAUACCGGCCGCGUGCGGCCUCUACUACUUCGAGGUCCGCAUUGUGUCCAAGGGUCGCGACGGCUACAUGGGCAUCGGACUCUCCGCUCACGGAGUUAAUAUGAAUCGUCUGCCAGGUUGGGACAAACACUCGUACGGGUAUCACGGCGACGACGGCAACUCGUUCUGCUCGUCGGGCACCGGGCAGCCGUACGGGCCAACUUUCACCACCGGCGACGUGAUCGGCUGCGGCGUCAACCUGGUCGACAACACAUGCUUCUACACAAAGAACGGACACCAUUUGGGCAUCGCCUUCAGGGGGCUGCCGCCCAAUCUAUAUCCGACCGUGGGGCUGCAGACACCGGGCGAGGUGGUGGACGCGAACUUCGGGCAGCAGCCGUUCCUGUUCGACAUCGAGGACAUGCUGCGCGAGCUGCGCGCCCGCACCCGCCUCGCCAUCGACGAGUUCCCGCUGCCCGACGGCCAGGGCGAGUGGCAGCAGGUGCUGCACAGAAUGGUGUCAACAUACCUAGUGCAUCAUGGCUACUGCAGUACAGCACAAGCGUUCUCACGCGCUACCGGACAACCUAUAGACGAGGAUAUAGCAUCCAUUAAAAACAGACAGAAGGUGUCAAAACUGGUACUGUCGGGUCGUAUCGGCGAGGCGAUCGAGCUGACGCGGCGGUUGUACCCGGGACUGCUGGAGCGCGACCACAACCUGCUGUUCCUGCUCAAGUGCCGCCAGUUCGUCGAGAUGGUCAACGGCACCGACUCGGAGCAGGCGUGCGGGGACAAGGCGUGCGGGGCGGCCAGCAACGGCGUCGCCACGUCCGUCAUCUCGCACACCUCGCACCCGCACGCGCACGCGCACGCGCAUGCACACGCGCACGCGCACAUGUGCGCCGCCAACGGACAGGACGUACUCCCGCACACCAAUGGCGUGAGGGAAGAGGGCGUGGGCGGGGAGUGCACGGCGGCGGCCGCGGAGGAGGAGGAGGAGGAGCGGUCGCGGGACGUGGACAUGACGCCGCCGCACAACGGCGAGCACGCGCACGCGCAUCUGCACACAGGUUCGGAGCAGCUGCCGCUGAAGGGCAUGCCCGGGGUGACGGCGAGCGUCGCCGCGCUCAUGGCCCAGUACCGCGCCGGCGGGUGCGUGUGCGAGGCGGCAGAGGGCGCGGCGUGCGCGGAGGCCGCGGCGGCCGGCGACGGCUGCGGCGCUCGCGCCUCCGUCGAGCGCAUGCUGGCCUUCGGCCGCGACCUCUACGCCAUGAGCCAGAAGCUCACGCAGGAUCUCUACCACAAGUCCAUGCUGGAGGACGCGUUCAGUCUGCUGGCAUACAGUAACCCAUGGGACAGUCCUGUAGGCUGGCAGCUGGAGCCGGUCCGCCGCGAGGCCGUCUGCGAGGCGCUCAACUCGGCCAUACUCGGCGAUACCUCGACAACAAAAAGUGAACAUAAAAACAAAUACGCCGGGCUGUACUCUAGAAAAGAGGCGCAGGGCAUGCAGUGGGUGUCGCCGGUGGAGGCGUGCGCGGCGCACUCGCGCGAGCUGCUGCGCCGCAUGUCGCGCGCCGGGCUCGGCGCCUGCGCCUUCGCCGACCUGCCCGCGCUGCUGCGCCGCUGACCGCGCCUGCGUCGUCCGCGUCGUCCGCGUCGUCCGCGUCGCUCCCUGCGGCUAGCCGCGCCCGCCUCCACCCGCCAUCCGGAAACUUCGCCUGAUCACCAGGAAACACCCUGCGGGGCCCGCCUCUAAACUUCGCUGGAACACGAGGAAACCACCUCUCUAGCUGCCUCGCCCGCUCGCCGAAUGUGGUUCCAACAACCCUGACCGUUAUCUUCUGAGAAGGUGACUAUCGAGAGGUGAAGCCAGUCCACGAGAUCUACCUCUAGCUGCCUCGUCGGCUCGGCUCGCAGUCCGCUUAAAAAAGUCGACCGCAAACGGUUAUUUACUACCUACCUGGGUAGACGAUACCAAAAAAGCGAAGCCGCUUCUUCGAGACUUGUCCUACGCUACGCUGUGCCCUCCGCGUCUUCUAGAAGUCAGAAAACUUUCGACUGUUUUGAAAGACUGUUACAAGCAAAUAGAACGAGUUUGCGUUGUCUGAUACUACCUUUCUACUGUCACUCUCAUCGUCGUCUGAUCUGGACAUUUGGCUGUCUUCGAAGACGAUAUCCAAUAGGCGAGCUACGAGAAAGACCUUUCGACAGGGCUGCCGCGAAGAGGCUGCGAUUGAAUGUAAUAAAACAUUUUAAUAUGUGACUGAUAAACAUUAAGCCUUAACGGGAUAUAUAAAUCAUAUUCGAUGUUGUUAAGAAGCAACGAAUUACUAACGUUAACCGACAACAAUGUACUCGCAACUCAUAGAGGACCUACUUCGUAUAUUAUCGCUUUGUGUACUCGUUGUAAUGCUGUGGAGACGGAUCGUCGAGAGACUGUACAUAAAGAUCGAUUUAGUGUCCGCGAUCUGUGUAUAUAUACAUAUAUAUAUGUCAUACGCACAUCCGACGCCUUAUGUGAGCAGUGGUUGGCGUGCUGUGCGAGUCGGGAGUGUGCUGUGUUGCAGUGGUGCGGCGGUCGCUCAGCGGCCGCUCGUUCGGUUUCGUUUUGUAGAACGUUCUUUUGGCGAACCUCCGGUCCUAAGUUGUUAUUGUAUCGUAGAAGUUAACGUAGAACGGUCUAAUGUAUGAUUUUUUUUUACGAUGUUGCUAUGUGAUGUCCGUAUGUCGAGUUAUUCAAAUCAAUAAUUUUUUUUUUGUAUUAAGUUUAUAAAAUACGUAAGACUUUUUUUUAUGAACGUGUUGUUUGGGAUCGCUUGUUCGUUGCCGGCUGGCGCCCAGUUGUCACGCUUUGUCGAGUCUUUUUUAUAUUUAUGAGGUGUAUGAGAUUUAUAUAUAUAUAUAUAUAUGUUUAAUAUAAAUAAAUAUUUAAAGUGUGCUCCAUAAUGACUUCAACGGUACGGACGUUGUAAUAUAUGAGUUUAUAUUAUAGAAUCGAAUAUAGAUAUAGUGUGAUGUGUUGGAUUCACGGACUAUGCGUUGUAUAUUGUCUGUCUCAGUUAUGUUACUAUAGAUAUGUCGGUAGAGUUAUAAAUAAUAUUGUAUCGGGUGACACGGGGCACUGUUGGUUUAAUCGUAAAAUAAAUUUAAUUCAUUAGUGCUUGUAAUGGCGGACCUUUACACCGAUAAUGUAUGGUGUGAGGCGUGGACUAGGCGCUACGUUUUAUUCUGUGGCGUUCUUAGUACGUCUCUGGUUUUGUGGUACUCUGUGGCCUGAUUUCCCGCGCUUUUCGCUGUCAGCUGCUUGUCCCUGUCCGCGCCUCUAUGUUGAAUAGCUGACUUUUUAAAUUGUAUUUGGCGUGAUUAUGAUAAAAAAAGGCUCUCUGAGUUUCAACAGUGCCACCGAUUUUAGUAAGUAGCUAUAUAUGGUAAUUGAGAGGGGAGAUCGUUCGCGUAGUGGUAGUAACGUAGAUUGUUAUGUGACCGCUGCCAUUACAGACGGGCGUGUCUGGCUGUGAGGGCGGCGGGAAUGUAUGGUGACGUCAUGGGCUGAGGCUACUUGUAUGGGACACACAAACUUGCUUAUGUGAGAUAUUCAAAAAGGCUAAAUUGGUUUGUAAUACUGAUUGUCUAUAAACAUCUUUUAAAGUAGCACAUUAUACGCUUUCAGGAAUAUAACAAUUUUACGAUUGAAUGCUAUAUUUCACAGGUACAUUAUUGACACCAGUGGAUACUAUAUUUAAAGUGAAAUAGAAACAUUUUUAAACAAGGUUUAUAUGUAUUUUUUUCUUGUAAUUUUUUGAGUAUUUAUUCGUUUUGCAUAAGCAAGUAUGUUUGUCGAGGCGGUUACCUAAUUUUACUUGUAACAAAAUAGCAAUACGUUGUGCGACGUCAAAUGACGAUUCAUUUGUAAAUAAAUAGUUUGGGGAUUGCAGUAAUGUUACAAGUGAGUUACCCGUUUGUCGCGAGCGAGCGUGAAUGUGCGUGGAACGCCAACGCCUGCGAGCGGGCGGCGGCGCGAGCGGCGAAUACUAAAUACAUGGGCAUUUUGCAUUAUAUUCUAGUACAGGCUGCGCUAGAUAAGUGCUAGAAGAAUCGAUAGAUAUGUUUACGCUACCGCAUGCAUGUGAACGAACGAGGCAACGAUGUCGUCUUGUUUUUUUUUUGUGUGUGGCAGCGUAGAAUUAUCUUCCGACACAUUUUGCUACGUCAAUGUUAAUAUUUUUUUUUUUAAUGACAAGUUUGGUAGUUUAUAACAAAUGAUAAUUUAAUAGAUCGGUUAAUUCUGACAUAUAUCAAUAUAGAAUUGUCCAUUAUUAUAUUUCUAAUCGCAAAAAUUUACCUUCGUAUGUGAAUUAAUAAGUUUUAAAAUAGUUUCACCAUAAUAUCUUCGGUACUGGUUUAUUUGCUUCCUUCUUGCUCAUCUCUUACUAUAUCCUGAGGACGGAGAGACGUCUCAAUGUAUUCUUACUCCUGUAUCUAAAGGAAAUGUCUUUAUCUAUACAAAACAAUAAAAGAAACGAUAGAAAAUAGCCAAAAAAUUCAAUUGAUCGGUCUAUAAGUAUAUACUGUGACAUACAUACACACGGGCUGCUAAUGUCCGCCGCAGAAUAUGCGUACGCCGCUCGCAGCGCCCGCCACACUCCAAAUGUAAACAUAAUUCUUACAAUAUUGUUCUUAUAUUGUAUUGUUUUCUUUUUUUUUUAAUAAUAUAUUGUGUUUAAACGGC